Blepharisma stoltei is the source of this 3425-nucleotide messenger RNA. The record is from the annotation of a GenBank genome assembly. Lineage: Eukaryota; Ciliophora; Heterotrichea; Heterotrichida; Blepharismidae.
AUGAAGAGCCGCAUGUCUUCUUUGGAUAUCAGAGCUGAGGUUAAUAACCUACAGCAUCUCGUUGGCUUGAGAAUUGCAAAUAUUUAUGAUCUCUCUCAAAAACUCUUCAUAUGGAAAUUUUCUAAGCCUGACCAUAAAGUCCAUCUUCUAUUGGAAUCAGGUGUGAGGUUCCAUACAACAGAGUUUAAUAGAGAAAAGCCUAAAGCUCCUACUCCGUUUACGUCAAAACUAAGGAAACAUCUAAGAACAAACAGGUUGGUAGCCUUAGAACAAUUAGUUAGUUAAAGAGAUUAUGCUGACCAUAAGUGGAUCUAGCCAUUAGCCAUCGCCCACCUUGGCGACCUUUGGAUUUCAGACUUGGCCACCUCUCCAGAAGGUCGGCUCCCUUUGGGCAGAGCCAUCGUCCUGUAAGAGCCCCGAUGGUCGAUGAGAAGACCAUAUGGUAGGCAAAAUCUGUCUAGCCAAUCUGGCAGGAACAGGAAUACCUAGGGGAGAAACAAACCUCCCUUUUCGACAAGGCAUUCCAAGCUGAAGGCCUACUUCGAAAAGGGAUAGAGGCCCUGCUUUCAGCUUCGUCGAUGAUCCCUACCUGCACCAUAAGGAGUGCUCCUCCGAGUCUGAUUUUUUUCAUCGUCACAAUUUUAUUUUUUAUAACAAUUAGGAAUUGAUAGAGUUGUAAAUUUUAUAUCGAGAACAAUCAAAACCUCUUAUUAUUGACAUAGAUAGUGCUUUUGCUCAUUAAAAAUUAUUUAAUCUUUAUUAUAUUUUUUUAAAAAUUCAAUAAAAAAAGCAUACUUUUGAAUCAGGUGAAGAAACCCACCAUGUCAUUUUUGAGAUGUAUGCCAGUGGAAACUUAAUUCUGACUGACUCAAAAUACGAAAUUUUAGCAUUACUAAGGAGCCAUAAAUUCGAAGAAGAUGUGAAAUAUGGAAAAGGCGAAAUCUACCCAUUUGAGUAUGCAGCAAACCUCCAAUUUAGCGGCACUAUAGAACGAAUAACAGUAGAAGAAACAAUCAAAAACAUUUUUUCUGACCCUGAGAAAGUAAAAAAAGGCAUAAAUUUCAAGCAGCUCUUAUCGCAACUGUGCCCUUAUAUGCACUUUCCAUUCGCUGAACACUGUUUAAAAGUAGCUGGAUUUACAUCAUUAAACAAGAAACUUUCCCCAGACGCAAUAGACAUAGAAAUGGUAAUAAAAGCUAUGACAAUAGGCAGCGAGGUCGUCCAAAAAAUUAGCUCAGAAGAACCCCAAGGCUAUUUAAUCUAUAAAGAAAAAGACGGAGAAAAAGAAUAUCAAGAAGCUUGCCCUGUUGUUUUUUCUCAAUAUGAAUCAUUAGGAGUAGAAAAUCAGCCCACAUUUGAUAGAGCGCUAGAUAUAUUUUUCGCUGUUGCAGAAAAACAAAAAGUUGAGCAAGUCCAAGAGAAAAAAGAGCAAGAUAUAUGGAAAAAGAAAAAUAAAAUAGAAAAAGACCAGCAAAGAAGGCUGAAUGAUUUGAGAAAUGAACAGGUAACUUCAGAAAAGAAAGCAAAAUUAAUAGAAGACCAUAUGGAAGAAAUUGAUGGAUUGUUUGAUAUUAUGGUGAAGUGUUUGGAAACUGGCAUUGACUGGACUUCAUUGUGGAGGAUGAUUGUUGAUGAAAGGAAUCGUGGGAAUAAAUAUGCAGCCAUAGUAAAUAUGCUGUUUUAUGGCUUUAAUAGCACAAUUCCUAUAAUAAUGAAUAGUUAGGCUUUUUUAUUAUCUAAAAUAAAUAUUUUUAAUUUAAUCAAAAUCACAUAAAAUAAAGCUUGACAAAAAGACAGUUGAAGUAAAGUUCCCAGAUCCAGACACUGAUGAAGAAAUUAUAAUUGAGCUCGAUAUCUAUAAAAACGCUUAUCAAAAUGCAAGAGAGUAUUAUGGUAAUAAAAAGGUUUCCAAGACCAAAGAAAUAAAAACACUAGACGCUAUGGAAGAAGUACUAAAUCAAGCUGAGAAAAAAGCCAGGGCUGAACAAGAAAAGCAAGGGCUUAAACUUGGUGUCGGAAUCCGUACGAUGAGAAAAGUAUUUUGGUGGGAAAAAUUCAAUUGGUUUAUUUCUUCUGAUAAUUAUAUCAUAGUUUCGGGAAAAGAUGCCCAGCAAAACGAAAUGAUAGUAAAAAAAUAUAUGAAAAAGACCGAUAUUUAUGUCCAUGCAGAUAUCCAUGGAGCUGCCAGUACAGUUAUAAAAAAUCCUUCAGGACUUGCCAUACCCGUAAGAACUUUAGAAGAAGCUGGAACUUUUUGUGUUUGCUUAAGCAAUGCAUGGGCGACUAAAGUUAUACAAGCUGCAUGGUGGGUUUACGCAGAGCAAGUAAGUAAAACAGCUCCAUCUGGGCUGUAUUUGUCAGCUGGUAGCUUCAUGAUCAGAGGCAAAAAGAAUUUUUUGCAUCCUUCAAAGCUAGAAAUGAGUAUUGUUUUGCUGUUUAAGCUAGGAGAUGACUCAUUAGCAAGACAUCUUGGUGAAAGAAAAGUCAAAGAGGAAGAAAAUGGAGAACUGCCACAGUUAGAGACUGUGAAAAGCAGUGUCAGCCAAAGUGAAGAAGACUUGAAUAGUGAGUUUGUAAUUGACACUGGGACUGUAAAGGUUAAACAAAAGCCAAAACCGCAGGAAAAGAAACCUCAAGAGAAAAAAUCUAAAGAAACAGAUAAGCCUGAAGUCAAGCAGAAAAAUAAAGCACCUAGUAAGUAUCAGCUUAAAAAAUUGAAAAAAAUAAAAGAAAAAUAUGGAGAGCAAACUGAAGAAGAGCGUAGGAUCAAGCUAGCUUUGAUUGGGUCAAAAGAUCUGGAGCUGCCUGAAAAUUAUCAGCAAGAGAAAAAAGAGGUUGUGACAAAAGAAGAAGUUAAAGAAGAGGAGGAGGAGGAGUCAAGCGAUGAAGAGGAGGAAGAAGAGGAAAAAGUUGAAGAGGAAAAAGCUAAAGAAGUAGAAGCCGAAGAAGUAAAAGUGGAAGAACAAAAAAUUGAAGAAAAAGUCCAACAGCCUUCAAAAAGAGAAAAAGCUAAAAAAGACAGAGAAGAAAUCAAGCAGAUUUUAGAAGAAGAAAACUUGCUUAAUGAAGAUGAAAUGCUAGCGCUAGGCGAAGCUGACACAUUGACUGGAAAUCCUCUCCCUGAAGAUACUUUACUGUACUGUAUCCCUAUGUGUGCUCCUCACAACGCUACAGGAACUUACAAGUACAGGAUAAAGCUAAUGCCAGGAAGCUUAAAGAAAGGCAAAGCAGUCAAUAUGAUCACUUUUACUUGGCUGAAUCUUGAAAAUAUCACAGACACAGAAAAACAGCUGAUUAAAAGCAUGAGCGAGACCGAAAUCACCACCGUUCUCCUCGGAAAAUGCACAAUAGCCACCCCAGGCGCCCAAAAGUUGCAGAAGCAGUUCGACAAAAAGCCCAAAGCUAAAGCUAAGCCUUCAGAGUAA